Molecule: messenger RNA, 4080 nt
Organism: Neospora caninum
Lineage: Eukaryota; Apicomplexa; Conoidasida; Eucoccidiorida; Sarcocystidae
Exons: 4
Coding region: 1-4080 (1359 amino acids)
Source: RefSeq, a predicted model, not a curated record
AUGGCGACUGCCGAACCUGGAACUCCCCCUCGGUCGGUCGACGCUUCUCGGGAGGCGCAAUCCGAAGUUGGCCCGAGCGACUCCCAGGAGGGUGCCUGGACUCCCCAGUCUCUCCACUCGUCUCUUCCUAACUCGUCUUUGUGCCUGCGUCUCGCCGUUGCUUCCGCUUCCCGAGAAGGGAAACGAGAUGAGGCCGUGCCGUCUUCGUCCCUUCCCACAACCGACUUUUUGCACUCCUCGCCGCAGGUCUCUUUCCGCGGUCAGCCUCGGCCCAUUGGGACUCCGCGUACUGUCAGCUUCCAACUUCCCUCGCCGCAGUCGUCUCAAUCCUCCGGCCGUCCUCGACUCCCCUCUUCGCGAGGUUCUCAGUUCCUUCCCCAGUCGACUUCGCCCUCUUCUCUGGCGCCCGCGUCGGCGCCCUCACGCUCCGCUUCGCCACGCUAUGCUCCCCUCCAUUCGCCCAGUGCCCCAUGUGUCUCAGGCCGACACACUUGGGCGGUUGAGCCCGGCCGUCCCUUCGGGUACUCGCUUUCUGCGCCGCUUCCACGCCGGUCUUUCGCCCCCCCGGCCGACGGAAAUGGAUCGGAGACAGACGCAGCCGCCCACGGCCUCGCGCGCAAGGCCUCGGACGGCGAGUCCGAUUGCACCGACCAGUUGAACGAAGGCUCGACGGAGUCAGCCUCCUGCUGCAGCGCGCUUUGCAAGGGGUACAACGCGCCAACGAAAUGGGAAGUCCACGCCUUCUUCUCCUGCUCGCUCCUCGCCUUAGCCUGUGUGCUCUUUUGCGUGGGGCAUAUCGCUGCUGGCCUCGCUCUCUGCGCCGUCGCCGCCGUCGCUCUCUUCCUCGUUAGAGCCGAGCGUCACGCCCUCUCGCUCCAUCUCCUCCUCGUCCUCACCGUCUGCGCAUUUGCUCUCGCGACUGCCUGGGCGGUUCGCGAAGGACGCGAAAUCGAGCGCACCGAGCUGCUGCGGAAACAGGAAACACUCUUCACUAAACACCUAGCUGCCCUCGAACAGCGGGCCGAGACCCUCAGGACGUUGGGCGGGGGGACAGAUGCGGAAGUCGCCCGAGAAAAAGAAGAAAUCGAAGAACGAAAACGAACUGCUCUGUCCUUGCUCAGGCGGGCUGCACGCCACACACGGAAAUACCUGACGGCUGCGAAUGGAGAAACAAAGACCACGGAGAGAAGACGGCAAGACCAGUUCCUAGCAAGCUUCGUCGCUGCCGUCUCGCUCCUUUUCGCCUUGUUCCUGUUGAACUUCGCGGUGGCGGGGUACCUCGGCUACUUACCCUUUUACUUCUUCGUGUACCAAAACGUCACGGUAGCCUUCUUUUCCUUCCGCGGCCUGUACGCCGGACUCCUGUGCGGGGCCACGCCAGCCAUCUGUUUCGUGCUCUUCUGCCUGAAAGCGUACGUCGCCGCCGGAGCGCUUCUUCCGCUGCUUAUUCUCGCUCUGGGAAUGGCCGUCGCUUCCCAAGUGACGCCUUGCAGGCGCGCCAGAGCCCGCAAGCGGCCCUCGAGCUCGCCCUCGGAGUCGACGCUCUCGUCGGCUGGGGCGCAGUCUCCGAGCCCUGAGGAGCCCGAGCAGGCGGAGAAGAGGCGUCGGCGAAGCGCACAGGUGCGGCUGACGUUCGAGACGCUGCUCGUGGUUGUCACCGUCCUCACGAUGGCCGUUCAGGGUCUCCUCUUAACCGACUGCGUCAAAGAACGAGGCGAGAAGAACACCGAAGACGCUCCUGGCGGCGCGGAGGCUCAAGACUCAGAGGCCCCCCAGCCCGUCCAGGACGUCCUGUCCCUCUACAGAUCCGAGGCGCUCUUCAGUCUUCUUCUCUGCCAAGAACUCAUUCUGUUGCUCUCGCUCCUCGCUCUUCUCCCGCGGCUUGUGGUGAUGAUCAUGUGGCAUCGAAAGACUCGGAAGAGAGCGCACGCCGGAGAGGCUCUGGGAGCGCGCGGCAAGACGCACCCGAGCUCGCUGACGCUUGUUCUCCUGGGAGCGCCGUGCCCCGCGAAGUCAGCAGAGAGCGACGGCGCGCGCGAGAGUCGCGGAAGUCCGGCGGAGGCUGGGGCGACACUACCGUUGCCUUCUAACGUUUUCGACAUGGAAGAAGGACGGAGAAAAGCCCCCGUGAACCAGGAGCUUGACGAGGUGGAGGUCGAGUUGAUUGGCAGAUAUGAGGUCCGGCGGAACAGGAAAGACGACACCUUCGAUUUCCGCUACGUGUACAGCGUGAAGCUCGUCAGGCUCUGUGACCGGAGUCAAGUGUCUCGACACCGCCUGACUUCGGUCCGCGUUCCUCCGCCGAAGAGCUUUUUGACUGGAGACAUCCAACUGGCAUCUCCAAAGAGUCUGUCUCGUACCCGUACGACUCUCCCGUCUCGAGCCGAGGAAGUUCAUGAGACGCAGGAAGAAAGACAAGAAAAACAGAUCCAAUCUCUUCUCCCUUCAGACACGGCCAUUGGCGCGCACGGCUGGUCUGCUACCUCCAAUGAUCCGCGAAGAGGAUCGACGCUCUUGGCGAAGUCCUCUAUGCAGAGUGAAGCCGUUUGCCUCACCUUGGACAAGCAUCUGUCGUACUGGGACCAAGACAGUCACUACAGAGCGCGGCCUUCGGCCCCGCUUGGCGACUCUUUCGCCUGUUUGCCUUCGCUACGCGAGCAGCCAUCCCUGCGAGAAGAGGCAGCUGUCGACCGUUCGGCGUUCGCAAGCGCCGGGCUGAAGAUCCAGGCCGCAUUGCCGGGGCCUGGCGAGAAGGACGAAGGCCAGAAGCGGGAGCGGAGCGGCGAGAGCACCGUCCGGGAGGACGGCGAGGGGACGCAGUCGCCGCACAAGCGCUUUCGGCCCGGCACGUCCGCUAGGAGGGAGACAGCGAGCGAAGGUGAAUCCAGUGGAGACGAGAAAAGCGAAGCCGUAGCCGAGACAAACACCGAGGGCAGGUUGGAGCUCGUGUCGCAACUCACGUCUUCAGAGGAGCUGAAUCUGACGCUGCUGGAAGGCGUUCAGUCGCCGUUCUCUUUCAACGGCCAGGGCGCGCUGUCGCCGCAGCCCGAGGGCGAAGACGUGAUCCUUCGAGGCGCGAGCAAGGACGACGAGGACCUCACGGUGUCGGCCUUGUCCCACGACGAGGAGACGCCGGAGGCUGAUGCACCUGCCGCGUGCCGGUCUCCAGAGAAGAGCGUGACAGAAGACUCGAUCCCCGCGACCGUGCAGAGUCUCCCUCGGAUCGAGGAAGAACUCGAAGCCGACGCGCUGGCGAGCGGGUCGGAAGCGGGACCACCAGAAGAACGAGAGGGACAGGAGACGGCGCCCGAGCCGCUGGCCAGCGUGGACGAGGAAACUACUGGGGAGGCCCCCAGACAGCCCGAGACGCAGUCGGACUACUCGUUCGGAGACGAGGAGUCUGAGGGCGUCAUCGGUCGUGCGUCCGCUGGAAACGGAGCGCGAAGGAAGACCGAAAAAGCCUCGGAGCCGAGCGUGGAUGCGAUUCAGCGCCGGGACGGUGAGCGGGAACGAGGCCGACAACGCGUCAGAGAAGAUCGAGGCGCAGAGAGCCACGCGGAGUUCGUUCGCAGACGCCACGCGUCUCUCGCUGCCAUUGGACGCCGCGUGAAGGCCGACGCUGCCAAGCGUCGCCAUCGAUCUCUCUCGGCCCAGGCCCGCGGGGCUGACUCUGCAGACCGCGUCGCCUCGCCGUCGUCUCCCUCGAGAGGCGGGAGUCUCGCAACGCGGGUGAUUGCCGAGGUCCUCGCGGAGGAGCGCGCCAAGGCGAGAGAGGCGCGAGACGCCCAGGCGGACGAGGGCGGACGGGCCUUUGCGGAGUCCAGGCAACCGAGGCGAGUCCAAACCCGUGACCUCGCCCGCCUCGGAACCAACCACACGGCCUACGAGGAGGCGUACCGCCGGAUCGUCGAGGGGUGCAUCGCCGUGAAGGAGACAGACUGGACCUUCCUGGCGCCUGGUGACAGCGGCGAAGGCGAGAAACUUCCGGCGUCGGACGGUCGAGGGAGCAGCGAGGAAAGUUCAGCGACUGCAGGCCGUUCCGCCUCGCCGUUUUCCCGCGGUCGAGCGACCCACGCUUGA